Molecule: messenger RNA, 7197 nt
Organism: Serinus canaria (Common canary)
Lineage: Eukaryota; Metazoa; Chordata; Aves; Passeriformes; Fringillidae
Gene: RUSC2
Product: RUN and SH3 domain containing 2
Exons: 13
Coding region: 953-5788 (1611 amino acids)
Cellular component (GO): cytoplasmic vesicle
Molecular function (GO): protein binding
Source: RefSeq, a predicted model, not a curated record
CUCUGUUUGAUUUUAAAGAAAAUACCCCCUGGCUCCAUCUGCUCUGAUGUGUGUGUCUGAUACACAGACAGGCAUUGCUGUCAGUGAAUUGGUUAAUGCCAGUGUCCUGUGGCAGGGAUGAAGGCAAGCACUCAGCCUGCCAGCAUUUAUACCUCCUGGCGUCAGCAUUGGCAAUGCUUGUGGAGGACUGGGAGGGCACCGAAAUAGUUUCCAUUCUCCUCUCUGCUGUGGGAACGAGUCUCCUGGGUAACAAAUGCUCCUUGUUCUGCACAGAGCUCCACAGCUGAAACUCUCCAUCUCUUUCCUUGCUGUUGCUCCCUGACUGUCCCAGCUGAAGGGGCCGGAGAUGUCUGCCUGAGCCUGCCUUAAUUAACACUGACAGUACAAUGGGACUGGCCAUACGGGGGUCCUGGGGCUGCACGCUAAUGGGAGCAUAGUAAAUAGUCUCAUUUACAGCAGCUUGGUUGGAGCAGAGCCUGCCAGGACUGGCUUUCUGCUUGCUGCAAUGGCCAGGCAUGGAGAUGGGUUCCUCACUCCUGCAUCCUCCUGGGGCCUUGUCCCUGCCUCUUGAACAGGACCAGCUGGUGGAGUGGGUCCCAAGCAUCCCAGGAAAGUCAGGCAGUGGGCUGGGGAGCAGAAGGUGUUGCUGAUAGGACCAAUACAUUGACUUCUUGGGAAGGACCUGGCCUGUGGAGCCUGACCUCAGGGACUGGUGGAGGGAUCAUUCACUGGUUUGGAGCAUCCUGGUGAGAGAGCACAGAGGCUUCUGGAAUCUGAGCGCUCAGGAGUGCCGGAGCAGAGUGUGUUCACUGACGGGAGACGGGGGACGAAGGAUCUGUGGUAAGGUAUCUGAAUUCCUUCAUGAGAAGUGUCCUCCCUGCCUCUCAUGUGCAGCCCUAUCUGUUCAUGGGUGGUACCAGCUUCACUGAUGCCCUGAAGAGUAUUCCUCAUCAUGGAUAGUCCACCCAAACUGACUGGCGAGACGCUGAUUGUCCAUCACAUUCCCCUGGUGCAUUGCCAGGUCCCCGAUAGACAGUGCUGCUCCGUGAGCAAAAGGACCAACCCCUUCUGCCAGCCAGAGCUCAGCAUUACACGGACCUCUGCCCUUCCAGACAGAGACCUCUCACAGACUGACUCCUUGGUGUACAGCAGCUUUCUCCAGACCUCUGAAACCUCAGCAGAGGGCUCAGAUCACAAAGAAAGAAAAGCAAGGGAUCUGAUUGUCCCUAGUGUCAGUAAGCGACACAACCCUUUCCUGCUGAGUGAGGGUGAAGACCUCAGUAUUUUUGGGGAUGACUUGGGUCAAAAAUCUUUUCACCUUCACAACUCACUCGUUGAUGGCAAGCCUCCCUUCAAUCUGCAGGAUCUGGCCUUGCCCCCUUUCCACCUCCACGACUCCAACCACAUUGUGAAAUCCUGGAACAUGGCCAGCCGGUCUGGUGUGGUGGAUGGGCAAGAGGACAAACUCAGCAGUGACGACAUCCAGAAGAGGAACAAUGCAAACAGGUGCCAUCAGGCCUCAGAACGCAUGGAGCUGGAUGAAUGCAGCUGCCAUCGUGGCAGCUCCUCCAACUUCUCCUUCGACAGUGGUGACCAGGAGUGGAACCAGAACACGGGUGAACCGCUGAGGAAUCAGGAUGCCCUGCACAGGACAUGCAGUUGUUCCAGCUCAGAGAUCCAGCACUGUCGCUGCUACAGUUCAUCAAGUCAGUCUGAAGUUAUUGACCAACAGAUGGGCUACAUCAGUGACUCUUCUUGCAACAGUUCUGAUGGGGUCCUGGUGAACUUCAGUGCUCUCUACAACAAAAUGAAUGGUCAGCCUCAAUCCAACCUGAAUUCAGCUAACCUGUCCUGUGACUCUUCCUUCUGCAGCCACUCAGAUACAGGAGCUUUUUACCUGGAUUUACACUCAUCACCCACUGAAUCCAAGAUGUCUUGCGAGUCGCAUAACCCAGAAAGUUCGGGGAAGGUAUGUGGGUGUCAACACUCCUCCUCACCUGUCCUUGAUGCUAACUGCAAUUCCUACCACCUCCACUGUGAGCCUUGCACAUCGGAGAGCUCAGACCUCACUGCCUGCUUCCAGAGCCAAGCACGGCUUGUUGUGGCUACUCAGAAUUACUAUAAGUUAGUCACAUGUGACUUGUCUUCCCAGUCAUCCCCCAGCCCUGCGGGAUCUUCCAUAACUAGCUGCUCAGAAGACCAGACCAAGGGUAGCCCAGCCCAGCCCACAGAAUACUAUCUGUUCAGAAGGCCAGACCUGAGACAAGAAGGCAAUGUAGAGUGCAGUGAAGAGGAGCCAAAGAGAGAAUCCAGCCAGAACAUGAUUGAGGGUCAGGUCUAUGUCAAUGUGUCACCACCGAACCUCAACACAAGCCGGCAGCGCUCCAGGAGCUACGAUCAGAACCUGGACAGGAGUCCUAGCAGCAGGCUGGGCUCCUUGGAGCGCAUGGUGAGCUGCCCAGUCAAGCUGAGUGAAAGUCCAGCAAUACCCAUUCAGAGCUCUCCCCCCAAGAGGGUGACAUCGUUCGCUGAACUGGCUAAAGGACGGAAAAAGAAUGGCACCUCCCCACCACACCGCUCCAGUGGUGAUUCUUCCCUGGAGUUCUCUCCUAUCCCUGAGACCCAGCGGGAUUGCCCAACCUUCCUUGAAGAAAGAGCUCGGCGCAGCCAGAGUCUUCCACCCAUGCCCUUCAUCCAUGGCCUAAACCGGAGCUGUGAGGGCUUCUGUUUGAAUCAUGCUUUUGGGGACAGCCAGGCUUUUUGUUCCACCAAAGACUCCAUCUCCAGUGAGAAGGCCCCCAGUGGGCACGGGGCAGGUGAGCAAGCCUCUCUCUCCCUGCUGAAGGAGGCAGAUGCCAGCUUCUCGGGUGGCUCUGCCAGUGGCCACGGACAAAAAGAUGUUAGAGCCCGAGCAGACGGUGGUGGCACAGAUAGCAAGCCAGUGGUACGCUACAGCAAGGACCAGCGUCCCACAACUCUGCCCAUCCAGCCCUUUGUUUUUCAGCACCAUUUCAGCAAGCCACCCAAGGCACGUGCCCUGCACAGCCAUUUUGCCUCCAGCCUUUCCCAGCUCUACAGCUUGUCCAGCAACCGGCCUGCCAGCCAGCAGAUCUCCACUUCCCAGUCCUCAGCCUUGGCCACCUCGGCAGAGCAGGCAGUGGUGGCAGGGAGCCAAGCCCAUGGCACGCUCGUGACCCAGCAGCGCUCAGCAGACGGAGCUGCCUCGCGCGGUGAUGGGGGCAUCAAGAAGCCUGGCCCCGAAACAACCCGUCCAUCCCCGCUGGGCAGCUACUCCCCCGUGCGAUGCAACGUGCCUUUCUUCCAAAGCGUGGACUCCUCUUCCUCGCCCACCUCUGAGAGAGCUGAAGACAGCCAGCCCCCCAGAAGCAGGUCCUGCCCCAUCUCUGCUAACCUGCUUCCCACGAGGUCGUCUCCUGCUGUCAGUGCCAUGCAGCCCUCCAAAGCCACCAAAGCUGACACCCUGAGGCAAAAGGAGAACCCCAAGCUGAUUCCCAAGAAGAAGGCCCCGCUUGAGCCAAGCCCACCACUCUCUGAAUACCGACUCCACAGUGGGUCCCUCCCACCCCUCUCGGUGGGUGGCAUGUCCAUGAGCAGAGUAGGAGGCCAUGCAGACUCACACUGGAGAAGUGGCAGUGAGACCAGCAGCUCUGGUCCCCUGAGCAGCAUGGGAAUACGGCCUGUCAAUGCGAACCACCUCUCCCCCCAAGCGCUGAAGUGGCGGGAGUACAGGCGGAGGAACCCCCUGGGUCUGGACCGCGUUUCAGGGCUGCCCAGCUUAGCGGGCAGCCUGGACAGGAGGCAGCAAGAGCCUCGGCUGAACCGGGGCAACCCCAUCUUUGAGCUCCCUGGCGCUCUCAGCACCAGCCAUUUCUACUGCAAGCUGAACGGGCAGUCUAUGAGGCAACUCCAGCUUACCUACAAUGACUUCUUCCCUGACUACUUCUCGCUAGCAGAGAAACCUCCUGCUGAGUUCUGCCUCUCCCCAGAUGGCAACACAGAGUCCAUCUCCAUUGACUUGCUGCAGAAGAAGGGUCUUGUGAAGGCUAUCAACACUGCUGUUGACCUGAUUGUGGCUCACUUUGGAACCAGCAGGGAUCCAGGGGUGAAGGCCAAACUUGGGAACAGCUCCGUGAGCCCCAAUGUGGGGCAUCUCAUCCUGAAAUACCUGUGCCCAGCUGUCCGGGACAUCCUGAGUGAUGGGCUUAAGGCUUACGUCCUGGACAUGAUCAUUGGCCAGAGGAGGAACAUCCCCUGGAGCGUGGUGGAGGCAUCCACCCAGCUUGGGCCUUCUACAAAGUUGUUGCACAGCCUCUACAGCAAGAUCAGCCAGUACACAGAGCUCACCAACCACACCAUGAGGUUCAACGCGUUCAUCUUUGGCCUCCUCAAUAUCCGGUCCUUGGAGUUCUGGUUCAACCACCUUUACAACCAUGAAGACAUCAUCCUGGCACACUAUCAACCAGUGGGCUUCUUGUGCCUGUCUCACAGUGUGUGCCAACCUCUUUUUGAGGAGCUCCUGCUCCUACUCCAGCCUCUCUCCCUGCUGCCCUUCAACCUAGACCUCCUCUUCGAGCACCACCUGAUGCAGAUGGGCAAAGAGCAGCAGCAGCAAAAGGAGCUGCUGCGUGUGAAGCAGGACCUGCUGCUUUCCGUGCACUCCACCCUGCAGCUGAUGCGGACCCGGGGCAGCAGUGAGGAUCCUGAUGGCUGCAGCACCGCCCCUGAAACAUGCCAAGGGGGUGCCCAAGAUGGUGACAUCUCACCAGAGCACAGCCCACAGCAAGCUGUAAGUGAGAAGAGGGUCAAGGGAGUGGGGGCCUCCUGCGGAGAAGGUGACAGGGAGGAAGAGCAGAGCAAGAUGCGAGAGAGCAUGUGGGAGGGGAAGAAGGACAAGCAGGCAGGCUGGUGGUACCAGCUCAUGCAGACCUCUCAGAUUUAUAUUGAGAGCUCAGCUGAAGGCUCAAAGUUCAUCCGCUCUGAGAAGAAGAAAGCGGCUUUGAAUCCUGCACCCGGAUCAGUCGAGACCCACAAAGCACCACCUCCCCGAGAAGGAGUGGUGGAGGGUGCAGAGGCUUGUCCCAUUGCUGAGGGCACCUUGGAGGAGAGGCCCAAGGCAGCCAGCAAGCCAAGUCCUGAAGCCGUGGAAGAGCCCUUGGAAAAGCCCCAGCAGGUAGUGGUCAGUGAAGAGGUGAAGGAACGGAGCUGGCCGUUCUGGAUGGGCAGCCCCCCAGACUCUGUGCUAACAGAGCUAAAGCGCAGCAAAGAGAAGGAGGCUCAGCAAAGAGUAAGAGCAGCAGCAGCCCCCCAAGAGGACAGCAGCACCAGUGCAUCAGAGGCCAGCCAGCCCAUCAAGUGGGGACACUUGUUUGGGUCCAGGAAGGUACAAAAAGAGCCCAGACAACCAAACAGGUUGCCCUCUGGCUGGCUGAGCUUGGACAAGUCUGUCUUCCAGCUGGUGGCCCAGACAGUUGGGGCUAGCAUGUGGCGUGAAGCAGCCCCCGAGCCAGACCCUCCGCAUCCAGAACCACCUGAGGCACCUGCUGUGGCACAACCAGUCCGGGGGAUGUCUCCUCACCCUGCCUGCAGUGAGGUGAAAGCUCUUUGCCAUCACAUUGCCACUGAGGCGGGACAACUGAGCUUCAACAAAGGGGAUAUUCUGCAGGUCAUCUCCAAGGUGGAUGGUGACUGGCUGCAGUGCAGCCUUGGCUCCGAGAAGGGACUGGUGCCCAUCAUGUACGUCACCCACCCUGAGGACGAGGACUAUUGACACGUUUAGGAGGCCAAGCACAGUUUCCUGGGCUGCUGAGGCUCCUCUUGGGUAGUCUGCCCUGCCAGAGGAACAAACACAGCUUCUUGCUAGUUUCUUACCUUUCCUGCCAUUACAGAAUACAGUAACCAUAGGUGGUUCCUUCUUGCUCCUCCUUGUGCAGCUGCCAAAGGCCAACUUAGCCUCCCGGGGUCUUCUGUGCGCUGCACCUCGUAUUGCCAGGCAUCGCCAUGCAUGCAGCCACACCAGGGACCGCCUGACUCCCCCCUCCGCCCCUCACUGUCUGCAGCACCCGCAGGCCAUGGACUUGUACAUUACAGGAACCCAGGCAGUCCCUGCCAGGGCAGUGCUGCCCCACUGUUGGAUGCUGGAGAUGCAGGAUGCUGGCCGUCCCCUGCCUGGGGGUGGCAGUGCAGUCUGCAGCAUCCAUCAUCCCGGUAUCCUCAGCUGAGGGGGUGGGAGCACCCUGCAUUGGCAGGGUCCCUGCGAGGCUGGGCUGAUGGUUUGUGUUUAUUGGGGCACUGCAAAGUAGGCUCCCUCACACUGGAGCAUCCCUGUCCUAGUGUGCUGUAGUGGUUCCUGGUGGAUUGUACCGGCAGUGCCACACUGCAGUGCUGGGGCUGUGCAUGGCCACAGCCAGGGGAGGGGGACGGGGUACGUGUGUGAGUGUGGAGCAAAGGGGUGUGAGGGGUUGUGAGGAAGGCACGGGGUUGUUCAGUGUUAUGUAGGUCCAGGAUGGGUAGUGCCACCCUAUGCAGAGAUGGGUGCUUUGGGGGGAGGCCGUGUGCCCUCCACAUUGAGCAGGGAACCGGUGCCUGGGAAGCCCUGGGAUGCUCAGUGGAGGGCGCUGGAGGGGAGGGAAUGAGGGCAGGGUCCCUGACUGGGCUAGGGAUUUGGGGGCAGUGCUCUCAGCAAGUAGAUUGGGGUUGCUCCUAGAGGGAGCUGGGGAGCCUGGGGAGGGAGGGGUGGUGCUCCCUUUGGCACAGGGUUUCUGGUCUUGCUGAGCAGUGCCGUGGGGUGGGGGGGAUAAGUGUUGUGCACAAACACAAGGGGAUACUGGAGGUCCUGGGGUCCUUGGUAGAGGCAAUGCCAGUCAACCCCUUCCUUGCCAUGUUCAUGCCGCCUGCUGUAGUGGGGAUCUUCACCUGCCUGUCAGGUGGGGAACAGUGUUAAUGAAAGGCCAUGCCAGUAUUUGGUGCCAUGGCCGGCUUGACGCUGUUCACAGCAUCGUGCCUGGGCUGGCUUCACCAUGGCAAGGGGCCCUGGUCUUGCUAGGUUACCUCCUGCUUGUACAUCGCUUAGCAGAUGUUGCACCAUAUCUAAUUUGUAUCUCCCUGUUAGAAUGAGGUGUCUCGCCUUUAUUUAUUUCUUUAUUUAUGAUGCAUAUUAAUAAAAAAGGUGCUGAUUGA